Messenger RNA from Rhododendron vialii, 624 nucleotides. RefSeq names its product auxin-responsive protein SAUR21-like. The record is from RefSeq and is a predicted model, not a curated record. Gene Ontology annotation, biological process: response to auxin. The coding region runs from base 152 to 463 and encodes 103 amino acids. The transcript has a single exon. Lineage: Eukaryota; Viridiplantae; Streptophyta; Magnoliopsida; Ericales; Ericaceae.
UUGAUCAUCUCUAUAUAUAAGCAUAUCGGUGAGUCUAAAACCAACACAACACAAGCUUCAAAUUCUUCGAUCACUUGUAAACUUUCACAGAUUCUGCACCUCCUUUGCUUCAUUUUCUUGUUUGUCAAGUGGGAUACUCCAAUUGAAAACAAUGGCAAUUCGUAUGCCUCAGAUUAUGCAUGCCAAACAAGUCCUUCGCUGGUCUUCAUUGACAGCAGCAAACAAAGCAGCUUCCUCAACAGCAGCAGCAGAUGUUCCAAAGGGCCAUUUCGCUGUUUAUGUUGGAGAGAGCGAAAAGAAGCGAUUCGUGAUACCGAUAUCGUACUUGAGCAAUCCUUCAUUUCAAGACUUGUUAAGCCAAGCUGAGGAAGAAUUUGGGUUUGACCAUCCAAUGGGUGGUCUUACUAUUCCAUGUAGAGAAGACAUUUUCAUCGAUCUCGCUUCUCAAUUGGGUGGAUUAUGAUUCUGUAAAAGAAGACACGACUUGUUAGUAUAAUUUGACAACACCAUUUUGUAAAGCAGUAAUUGCCAUUUUUAUGGACAGCAUUAUUUCCCGAGGAAAAAAAUGUCGGCUGGAAUAUCAUAAGUAGGGACUAAUGACAUUAUAUUACAUUUAACAGCAAA